Penicillium salamii is the source of this 3699-nucleotide messenger RNA. NCBI's taxonomy places the organism in Eukaryota, Fungi, Ascomycota, Eurotiomycetes, Eurotiales, Aspergillaceae. The record is from the annotation of a GenBank genome assembly.
AUGGAUGACCUCGAGUCUUUGGAGCUGUUGUCGCUCGUGUCGCGAGUGACGAAUGAGCUCCAGAACCACCUGGGUAUCAACGAGAAGACACUCGCGGAGUUCGUCAUCGACCAGCACCUCAAGUGCAAUGGUUCCUUUCCCGAUUUCACAAAAGCUCUCGACGAGAUGGGCGCCGAGUUCCCUCAGAGUCUCAUGGAGAGUAUCGACCGCAUGGUGCUCACCAUGCACCCCAAAUACAAAUCGCAGAAAAAGGAGGACAACGGAAACUCCGCGGAAGACGACGAUAUGGACUUGCUGGGGGCUCUAGAGAAAAAGUCUCGUGUGUUCAAGGGUCUUGCGGUCCCCGAUACGGAGAAGCGCUGGGAAGAAGACGACUACGUUGAUCAACAAGCCGCAGGCGACGCGGACUCUGGCGCGGAUGCCAUGGAUGAUACAUUUGCGAUGCUGGAGGGGUUGGCUGGAAAAGCCAAGCCCGACACUUCUCGCCCGUCAAGGACUGACCGCGACACCAAGAAGCGCAGUCGCAGCCCCGAGCGCAUCGAUGAUGACCGUGGACGACGCAGAGACAAGUAUCGCGAGCGAUCAAGGUCCCGAAGUGCCCGGCGGCAUGGCAAAAACGACGAUCUCGUGGACGAGUUUGGUCGAUCAAUUGAUAGAUAUGGAGAUCGGGGUGACAGCCGUCGCAAUGGACAUGGUGAUCGCGAUCGUCGGAGGCGCCGUGAUCGGGAUGAGGAUGAUGACUUCCACCGUCCUCCGCCGAUCGAGUUGGAUGACCAUCCAGUCCUUUACAAAAUUUACGAUGGAACUGUGACAGGAGUGAAAGACUUUGGCGCUUUCGUUAAUCUGCAGGGCGUGAAGGGCAAAGUGGAUGGCCUUGUGCACGUUUCAGCAAUGCAGGAGGGAGUGCGGGUCAACCACCCUUCAGACUUGGUCUCUCGCGGGCAACCGGUCAAGGUCAAAGUGGCUAGCAUCCAGGGCACUCGCAUAGGAUUGUCUAUGAAGGAGGUGGACCAGAUGACGGGCAUGGACAUGGUCCCUCAGAAGCGUCUUGCUUCUGGGGCCAAUAUGGAACGCCUUGAUGGGACAGAGGCAAACGACAGAUAUGGCAAUUUGACCUCGGAUGUUCCCGUCAUUGAAGACUCAGGCCGUCGGCCAAUGAGAAAUCGAAAGCGCAUGACAUCGCCUGAGAGAUGGGAGAUCAGACAAUUGAUUGCAUCUGGUGUUGCUUCCGCAGCAGACUACCCCGACAUUGACGAAGAAUAUAAUGCAACACUCACUGGAGAAGGCACGUUUGAAGAGGAGGAAGAUGUUGACAUUGAAGUCAAGGACGAGGAACCUCCUUUCUUGGCUGGUCAAACGAAACAGUCUCUUGAGCUCUCUCCUAUCCGUGUUGUCAAGGCUCCCGAUGGGUCAAUGAACCGUUCAGCAAUGGCAGGUACCAACCUUGCUAAGGAGAGACGUGAAUUGAAACAACAAGAAGCUCAAGAUAAGGCGGCUGAAAAGGCUGCAGAUGUCGACCUCAACGCACAGUGGCAGGAUCCAAUGGUUGCGCCCGAGGAGCGAAAAUUUGCCGCUGAUUUACGCAGCGCCCAGCAGCCUAAGCAGGAUGACGCGGUGCCAGAGUGGAAGCGGGUGACGAUGGGCAAGAACGCUACUUUUGGAAGACGUACAACCAUGUCUAUGAAACAACAACGAGAAAGUCUGCCCGUCUUCAAGUUCCGCAAGCAAUUGCUGGAUGCAGUAAGAGACAAUCAGUUGAUGAUUGUUGUCGGAGACACAGGUUCCGGAAAAACCACGCAGUUGACACAAUAUCUUGCUGAGGGUGGAUACGGAAACAAUGGAAUCAUUGGCUGUACCCAACCUCGUCGUGUCGCUGCGAUGUCAGUGGCCAAGCGUGUGGCUGAGGAAGUGGGUUGCAAGCUUGGAGCAGAGGUUGGAUACACUAUCCGUUUCGAGGACUGCACUAGCCCAGACACCAAAAUCAAGUACAUGACCGAUGGAAUGCUCCAGAGAGAGAUUCUUCUGGAUCCAGAUCUGAAGAAAUAUUCUGUGAUCAUGCUUGACGAGGCUCACGAGCGAACCAUCGCCACUGAUAUUCUGUUCGGAUUGUUGAAAAAGACAAUCAAGCGACGGACAGACCUGAGAUUGAUCAUCACAUCUGCAACCCUGGACGCUGAGAAAUUCUCUGAAUAUUUCCAUGGCUGUCCCAUUUUCUCCAUUCCCGGCCGAACGUUCCCCGUCGAGGUCAUGUAUUCAAAGGAGCCCGAAUCCGAUUACUUGGAUGCUGCACUUAUCACAGUCAUGCAAAUCCACUUGACAGAGCCUGCUGGUGAUAUUUUGGUUUUCUUAACGGGUCAAGAGGAGAUUGAUACAGCCUGUGAGAUCCUAUUCGAGCGCAUGAAAGCUUUAGGAACGACUGUUCCGGAGUUGGUCAUUCUACCUGUCUACUCCGCACUGCCAAGUGAGAUGCAAAGUCGAAUUUUCGAUCCAGCACCAGAAGGCGGACGCAAGGUUGUCAUUGCUACCAACAUUGCUGAGACAUCGAUCACAAUUGACCAAAUUUACUACGUCAUCGAUCCUGGCUUCGUGAAGCAAAAUGCAUACGACCCGAAACUUGGUAUGGAUUCUCUUGUGGUAACACCCAUCUCACAGGCACAAGCCAAGCAGAGAGCUGGUCGUGCAGGCAGAACAGGACCUGGAAAGUGCUUCCGACUGUACACUGAAGCAGCCUACCAGUCUGAAAUGCUCCCAACAACCAUUCCCGAAAUUCAGCGUCAGAACCUCUCACAUACUAUUCUGAUGUUGAAGGCAAUGGGUAUUAAUGACCUUCUUCACUUUGACUUCAUGGAUCCACCACCUACCAACACCAUGUUGACGGCACUCGAGGAGCUCUAUGCCCUGUCAGCACUUGAUGAUGAAGGUCUCCUGACCCGACUUGGACGCAAAAUGGCCGAUUUCCCUAUGGAGCCUGCGCUUGCUAAGGUGCUCAUCGCAUCCGUAGAUUCUGGUUGCUCUGAUGAAAUGCUCAGUAUUGUCGCUAUGUUGUCCAUUCAAUCUGUCUUCUACCGACCAAAGGAGAAGCAGCAGCAAGCAGACCAGAAGAAGUCCAAGUUCCACGAUCCACACGGUGACCACUUGACCCUGCUCAAUGUCUACAAUGGCUGGAAGAACGCCAACUUCAACAAUUCCUGGUGUUUCGAAAACUUCAUUCAGGCACGUCAAAUCAAGCGCGCCCAGGAUGUCCGCAAGCAACUCCUUGGAAUCAUGAACCGCUACAAGCACCGCAUCGUCUCCUGUGGUCGCGAUACCAUGAAAGUCCGACAAUCUCUCUGCACCGGAUUCUUCCGCAAUGCAGCUCGCAAAGACCCCCAGGAGGGAUACAAGACUCUGGUGGAAGGAACACCCGUUUACAUGCAUCCCAGCUCCGCAAUGUUCGGCAAGCCAUCCGAGCACGUCAUUUACCACACCCUUGUUCUGACCACGAAGGAGUACAUGCACUGUACCACGGCUAUCGAGCCGAAGUGGCUUGUCGAGGCCGCCCCGACGUUCUUCAAGGUUGCUCCUACAGACAAGCUAUCGAAGCGCAAGAAGGCGGAACGCAUUCAGCCUUUGCACAACCGCUUUGCUGGCGAAGACGAUUGGCGUAUCUCUGCCCAGCGCAAGCAGGGACGAGGUGGUGGCGGUGGUACUUGGGGUUGA